AUGGCCUUCCUGGAGCAGCGCCCGCUGCCCACGCACGGCUACUGGGGCGACAUCACUUCUUCCUUGCUGUGGUGUGAAGAAAAAUAUCGCUGGACGCGCUACAUAGCCGAGCCGGCAAACACGAUUUCCAACCUCUUCUUCCUAGCUCUGGCCCUCUACGGCGCGCGCAGCUGCCUGGCGCACGACUUACCUCUGCGCUUCCUCCUCGUCAAUCUCGGCAUUGCGCUCAUUGGCAUCGGCAGUUUGCUCUUCCACAUGACGCUCAAGCACGAGGCUCAGCUGCUCGACGAACUGCCCAUGAUCUACACCAGCCUGCUGCUUACGUAUGCCGUGUGCGAGACGACAAAGAGGGGACAGAAGAAGAGGUUCAAGGUGCUCCUGCCCGCCACUCUCGUACUGGCCGGCGCAGGCGUCACCGCGGGCUAUGUGAGUGGCAUCUACGUGCGACAUGGGUUGAGAGCGUGGGGAGAAUGAUCCGCAGAGAAGGGCAAGCUGCAGCGAGAGGCUGGCAAAGGGUAGAAAGCGGGCCCCGUUAUACCCGGGCGGGCAUGUGGCCCGACGCUGCAGUGAUGGGGCAACCUCGGUCACCCCCGCGAGAGACAGCAUCG
Tilletiopsis washingtonensis is the source of this 608-nucleotide messenger RNA. Its product is annotated as aPHC-domain-containing protein. Bases 1 to 474 code for a protein of 157 amino acids. Gene Ontology annotation, biological process: ceramide catabolic process; ceramide biosynthetic process. Gene Ontology annotation, cellular component: endoplasmic reticulum membrane. The transcript is spliced from 2 exons. The record is from RefSeq and is a predicted model, not a curated record. NCBI's taxonomy places the organism in Eukaryota, Fungi, Basidiomycota, Exobasidiomycetes, Entylomatales.